AUGUCGGGGACGAAGAGCAUGAACACGAGCUCCUCGGGCGGGGGAGUUAGGUCGUGGGGAUCGACGACUUCGGUUUCGACGUCUGGGAAGAGGAUACAGAUGGAGAUGCUGGAAUUGAAUACAGACCCACCUGCUGACUGCUCUGCUGGACCCAAAGGCGACAAUCUCUACCAAUGGAUCUCCACCAUCAUCGGUCCUCAAGGAUCACCAUACCAAGGUGGUAUUUUCUUUCUUGACAUUACAUUUCCAAGUGAUUAUCCAUUCAAGCCUCCCAAGGUAGUAUUUAAAACUCGAAUCUACCAUUGCAAUGUUGAUUCUGCUGGCAACGUUAGUUUGGACAUCUUGAAAGACUGGAGUCCUGCUCUAACAAUUUCGAAGGUGCUACUGGAAAUCAGAUCAGUUUUCACCAAUCCAGACCCUUAUAAUCCUCUAGUCUCAAGCAUUGCACAUUUAUACUUGAACGAUAGAGCUAAACAUGAUGAAGUAGCGGCGGAAUGGACCAGGCGGUUUGCUAUAUAAAUCUUAAUCACAUAAUAGAUAAAGGACUUGAAAGAGUGGUAGAAGCAUGGACUGAAUUUUGUAUAUUCAGUCAUCUUUUUACAGCAUACAUGUUUAUCAGCAAAACAUAGAAUGUUGGUUCCGCACGAGCCCGUCCUUGCAUUGUAAGUAGCAGUUUUCUUUUAAGCGUGCUUCCUUUUUAAACA
Molecule: messenger RNA, 704 nt
Organism: Magnolia sinica
Lineage: Eukaryota; Viridiplantae; Streptophyta; Magnoliopsida; Magnoliales; Magnoliaceae
Product: constitutive photomorphogenesis protein 10
Exons: 4
Coding region: 1-519 (172 amino acids)
Biological process (GO): protein polyubiquitination
Cellular component (GO): nucleus
Molecular function (GO): ubiquitin conjugating enzyme activity
Source: RefSeq, a predicted model, not a curated record